Larimichthys crocea (large yellow croaker) is the source of this 3232-nucleotide messenger RNA. It is a transcript of the gene wiza, whose product is annotated as WIZ zinc finger a. The transcript has 9 exons. Gene Ontology annotation, cellular component: nucleus. Gene Ontology annotation, molecular function: DNA-binding transcription factor activity, RNA polymerase II-specific; RNA polymerase II cis-regulatory region sequence-specific DNA binding. Lineage: Eukaryota; Metazoa; Chordata; Actinopteri; Sciaenidae. The coding region runs from base 172 to 2529 and encodes 785 amino acids. The record is from RefSeq and is a predicted model, not a curated record. Gene Ontology annotation, biological process: regulation of transcription by RNA polymerase II.
CUUUUAUUUUGAAAAAACUCCGCCCCGGGACUUCAUGUACCGUUUACUUCCGCUAAGCUUGUCAGUGGACCUGAAGUAUUGAGGCAGUCUGUUCGGGUUUUUAGGAUCAGGAUCCACAGGAAAUCAGUGUGUAUCAUCCCUCAGAAUAAAACCACAACAUUGUCAGCAGCCAUGGAUUCACCAGCAGCAAACCCGCACCCAGUCAUGUGCGAAGUCUGUGGAACAUACUUUGAGACGCGACGAGGGCUCUCCAGCCACGCCCGCCUCCACCUACGGCAGCUCGGUGUGACGUUGUCAGAAAGCAGUGGAGCUCCCAUUGAGCUCCUCUACCAGCUUAUCCGGGACAGAGAUGGUUCCCUCCCUGAUUUCAAAGCAGGCUCCUCUGGUGCUGUGGCGACCUCUCUCAAAAAAACAUCCCCGGAGGAGCCCGGUACACCUUCAGAACCAGCAGACGGGAGUGCGUCUUUCAAAGCAGGGAGUGGAGUCACGACAACUCCACAGAAGACGGAACAUCAGGGAUCUCCAGCCAGACGAAAAGAGUCGGCGAACUCUCUCCUCCCCUCGUCCCCCUCUGGUCCUAGGCCGGAUGAGUCCUUAGAGCACCAAACCUCAGCCAAGCCACUGUGGGCGCCGCUUGAAACUGAUGCCCCCAUCACUUUAGACACCCAUGAUGAGGUCCAUGUGUGCCAGCUCUGUGGCUGCUGGUACGAGACACGCAAAGGCCUGGCGAGUCACGCUCGAGCCCAUCUGCGCCAUAUUGGAAUCCCUGACAGCGAUGCCAAGAGCAGCCCUAUUGAACUUCUUUACCAGAUCAUGGAGGAGGAGGACCUCAAGCCCAUCAACAGCAAGCAACAGCAGGAGCCCGCCUCACAAAGUCCCCUAAGAUCCUCCACCAAACGUCCCUCCAGUGUGUCCUCUCCACCUUCAUCUCCGCCCAUCAAACGGCCUACACUCUCAGAGGAUUGUAUCUGUAUUCUGUGCGGGGAAGAGUUUGAGAAUCGUAAAGGCCUGGCCUGCCACUCACGUUCUCACCUGCGUCAGCUCGGAGUGGUUGACCUGAUGGGCAAAUCCUCUGCAACUGAAACCGUCCAGGAACUGGUCAGAAGCGGCGUGCUAGAAGCUAUACAACGCCCCAAAACCAGCAGAAAAACCAGCUCAUCUACAGAACCAACUCCUGCAGCCUCCACCUCGUCUCCAGCUCUGGGCCAAUCAAAGACCUCGCUUCCCUCCACAUCUCUCUCCCCGAGCCCUGCAAAGCCCACUCCUUCACCUUUUAACAGAGCCCCAAAGGCUAAGAAAGGUUUUCGGCUAGCAGUGGACCCCCUUCAUAGGAAGCCAAAGCCUGAGCCUGUGGAGAUUGAGCUGUCUAUUGAACCGAAGGGAUCCAGCACUGACAGCAACUCUCCUACGCAGAAGUCCCCCACUCCUGCACCUGCUCCUGCUCCUCCUGCAUCCUCUGCAGGUGUGGUUUCAAAGCCUCUCAGUGCAGCGCCCUCCACAGAUGCACAAUCCCCACCAACAGUCCUUUGUGAUUACUGCGGCCAGCUGUUUGAGACCCGCAAAGCCCUGUCAUGUCACGCCCGUGCCCAUUUGCGUCAGCUCGGCCUCACGUGGUCCAUCAAAACGUCACCGAUUGACCUCCUCAAAGAGGUCAUGCUGCAGGGUCCAGAAAGCCUCAAAGAAUCUGCCGCCAGUGGCUCAUCGGGCAAAGCCACGUGGACCCCUUCAGGAUCCAGAAGGUCCCUGGACAGCCUGCAGUCAGGGGAGGCAGCUGUCAAACCCUGCUCCUCACCUCUCGAUUAUUCCAUGAAAGAGAAAUCCCCACCUGGAAAGAGUGGAGCCACACACACAGACUCAUCCUGUGAGCUUUGCGGGUUUGAUUUCGAAAACCGCAAGGCCCUGGCCAGUCACGCACGGGCUCACCUCCGACAGCUGGGAAUCAUUGAGUGGAAGGCAGACGGAGCGACUUCUCCAAUCGAACUCCUCAGUGAGUUGAUCCGGAAGGACCCAGUCAGGGUAUCAGCAAUAACCCGGCGCUAUCGCAUGGGAGACCUUUACAUCAAGAAGAGAAGUGCUGCUUCGCCCUCUCUGUCCACAGACUCUGAUUCAGUGCAGCACUCCGACCACAAGCUGCGCAGAGAGGACUCUGGUGUGACUGCCGGCUCAUCCAGACAGUCACACGGCCACGCGCGGUCUACUGCAGCCCAUGUGCGCUCCCCAAGAGGGGUCCACCCACCAAAACAUGUCGUGCCUGCACAUGAAGAAAAUUCCCAGCAACCAUCACGAUCAGGCAGCAUCCCCGCUAUGCUGCCAAAGCCGCCACUAACACCACUGGUCAAACUGGUGGGCAAAGUUUACUCCCUCAAGUGCAGGUUCUGUGAAGAGGUGUUUCAUGGACCUCUGUCUGUUCAAGAGCAGUGGAUCACACACCUGCAGAAACACAUCCUGUCACUGGGCUACAAGGGCAAAGCAUCUCCUCCUGCCGCACCAGUGGCAGCUCCAGCACUCGUCCACCCGGUCGCUGUCUAGUCCAGCAAGGUCGUCAUGACAAGACUCGAGAGGAAAUGCCGUCUUUAGAAAAGUGCAAACUAGAUGUUCCCUUUUUUGUCCUACAGAGGGCAGCCAUGAGCCAUACGAGGAAAGCAGCUGAAUGUAAUCCACUCAGGUAAAAUCCACAAGACGCAACAGAUCACAGUACUCCUAACUGGAUCACAAAAGACUGUUCAACCCUUUUUUUUAAUGAUUAGUGCUUUCCUCCUCCUGCUCAUAGUUUGUACAGAUGUUCAUUGUUCUUCACAGCCUUGAUGAGGCAGAGUGGAGUGUAGGGAAUUGGAUUUUCUCUUCUUCUUUUUGUCCUACUGAGACUGGUAGACCGGUAUGGUCGCCAUAUCACUGUGAUAUGAUUUCUCUCCUUUAUAUGCCUUCUGUCGUUUUGUGAGUUCUUUACUUUUCAUCUAGAAGGGUUAGAUUUAUUAUUUUUCGUCUCAAAUGGAAAUGUUUGUGAAUAACACAUGUGAUAUCUGUAUCCAGCUGUUGACAGCUUGGUUAAAAAAAAAAAAAGUAAUGUCCUAAAAAUCAAAGCCUCAACCACCUUGACCUUAGAGACACUGUGUUUCUGUUCUUGCCAUUUUCUUCAGGUAUAACUGCUAAUCAUGUACUGUUUUUUACAUUACAUUCUUUUUACAUUUCUUAUGUACACUAUGUAAAUAAAAUUCUGUCUUGUACAUAACCA